GUUUUUUAUUUUACAUAUUUCAUCUCAACACGUAACAACAAAGAACACGUGUGGAAUAUGUGAAUGAUAAUUAAUUAGGGAAAACUAACAGGCUUGUAACGGCCAUUGAAGUAAAGAAGAAGCAGAACGCGGUUUGGAACGUAGUAUGUAGCAGGCGAAUGGCAUAACCUCGAAAACUGAAGGAAAUUAAUUACACAAACCCUCAUUAUUUCAACAAACAAAAGUAAAUGAUCCUACUAGUGUCAGACCCGCAGCACUGAGUACCGAUUUUAUCGACAUUGGUAGAGAGGAAAACAUGGAGUCCGAAGAUAGUUUUCUCGGGCAACGGCUGGCGCAAGACCAUUGGUUCGUCAGCAACACCCUGGUGCAUAUUUUUAAAUAUUUGGAUUUUUCGGACGUACUCAGGGCGAGCCGCGUAUGUACACUGUGGAAUCAGAUCGACGGCCUAUGGUCGACCGUGCAAUUGCGAAAUUACAACGUGCAUUUGAACGGACUGGUAGUGGCUCUCGAAAAACACAGCACCUCUUAUUUGCAGAUGUCGAAUUGUAACAUAUACGUUGAUUUUACGUAUUCCGACGCCAGUUACUUGGAGCCCGUCGCUUCUUUAACUAAACUAGACGUUCACGAUUGCCGUACCUUGGACGUCUGGACCAUCACCAAGACCGCGAACGGCCACUCGAUACCGUCCAACUUUCCCAUCGAGAUAGACUACCUGCGAUUGGACUUUUUGAAAAAUUUCCCGAACCUCAUUGAGCUGAGCGUUCGUUGCACCUAUUUCGAUUACGUGCCGAACACUUUCCAGACAUUCCGCCAUUUGCGCAGCGUUUCCUUCCGCGGGGUACGAUACUUGGCCGAUUGUAAUUUAAGUUUCCUUUGCGAAAUGGAAAGCCUGAGGUCGUUGGCUUUGGGCGACUGCAACAGUAUAUCGGACGAGUUCGCGUUGAACCUCUUGCCGAACUUAACGCACUUGGAAAAGUUGACGCUGGAGAAGUGCAGCGGACGCAAGUUACGACGGGUGUUCGGUACCGUCGAACGUCUGCCCAACUUGGUGGAGAUUUGCCUCGUGGAUGUCGUCGGGGGCGACGAUUUCAGCACGAUAUUGUGCACGUGUCCUCAUCUGAAAACUAUCGUUUUCGUGUCGGACAGUCACGGUCUUUAUGAAGAACUCGGUGUGCCGGCGGCUCACAGGAAAAUCUCCUUCCAGAACUAUCGACUCUUCGAGGCAAUAGUCUCGCUCAAGGGGUCCCUGGAGUCUUUCACGUGGGGGUUUAGACGGAGGGAGGUGGAAAGGGUGACGGAGGGAGGUUUGCCGUACGUCCCUUUCCCGAAAGGCCGUCAAGCUGCCAAGUAUUUUCGAAACACCGUUCCCAGGAACGAAGUAUUUUUCGUCACCUUAGACGAGCUUCAAAAGGCGUUCAGCAGUUUGUGUUCCAAAACUCGAGUACAAACGUUGGUUUACUAUUAA
Molecule: messenger RNA, 1465 nt
Organism: Cylas formicarius (sweet potato weevil)
Lineage: Eukaryota; Metazoa; Arthropoda; Insecta; Coleoptera; Brentidae
Exons: 3
Coding region: 296-1465 (389 amino acids)
Molecular function (GO): protein binding
Source: RefSeq, a predicted model, not a curated record